Trematomus bernacchii (emerald rockcod) is the source of this 2143-nucleotide messenger RNA. RefSeq names its product somatostatin-like receptor F_48D10.1 (gene sstr5). Gene Ontology annotation, molecular function: neuropeptide binding; somatostatin receptor activity. The record is from RefSeq and is a predicted model, not a curated record. Gene Ontology annotation, cellular component: neuron projection; membrane. Bases 779 to 2143 code for a protein of 454 amino acids. NCBI's taxonomy places the organism in Eukaryota, Metazoa, Chordata, Actinopteri, Perciformes, Nototheniidae. Gene Ontology annotation, biological process: neuropeptide signaling pathway; cellular response to glucocorticoid stimulus; regulation of insulin secretion. The transcript has 5 exons.
AGUAUCGCCUAAAUUAAUAAAGCAGGCGUUAUUAUCGAGCUCCAGGCAGGUCUGCCGUGCGUAAAAGCUGUGCCACUGAUACCAGCGAUACUCCCGCUUGACGCGUGCGGCAGCAGAUGGAUUGUAUGUUUGCAGUGUCAUGUUGAUAGUCAGUGUUAUUAAAAUCGGAAACCGGUGAGUAAUUACUGUACGGAUAUUACUCCUUGUUAAAAAAACCUGUUCGAAUGUAAGAUACAAGACAAUACAUAUUAGUAUCUGGAUUUGGCUCAUGGCGCAUGUGAGCAUUGAAAGAAAAUGAAAACACACACUUUGUCAUUCCAAGGAGAGAGUAACAGUGGUCAGUACACUUGACUGCUAUGAGUCGCCUACUUUAUCUAAGGCACAUAGCACACACCUAAAUUCAAGACACUUAUAUAGAUCAAAUGGGUCAAACCACUAUUUCAUUGUUGCCUAGAUGCCUAGUGAGUAAGUAAAGUUAUUCCAAUAUAGCAUCCUUUUAAAAAAAAGAAAAUAGAAAAAAAAGUACAACAAAUAAACAUCAGCAGAAACAGAACUUAAAAAGAUACAAAAAUGACAAACACUCGAGGCGAAACAAGGGUCUGUACAUGUUAGUGAGUUUCCAGCUGCUUUUUAAAGGCUUCUACUUACAUUGAUUUGUUUCUGUUCCAAAGUGGAAACUAACAAGGCGGAAGUAAUGACUUUCUUUUAAAUUAGUAAAAACCUGAGGUAACAAAUCUACAUCUGGACUCUGGCACCAUCAUCCUCUCUGAAACCUACAAUGGAGCCUCCUGAGCAAAGCUACUGGUUUCCCCUGGCAUCAGACCUCAACUCCUCCUCUGCAGCCCCCCCGUCGCCUUUCCCUUUCUCCUACCUCCACCUCUCCAACAUCUCAUCCAACCUGUCCACUCAGAGUGCCCCCUUCCAGGGCAGCAGCACCCUGAUGACCGCUCUUAUCUCCCUCACAGUCUUCAUGGUGGGUCUGACCGGCAACACUCUGGUCAUCUACGUGGUGCUGCGCCAUGCCAAAAUGAAGACAGUCACUAACAUCUACAUCUUGAACCUGGCUGUGGCCGAUGAGCUCUACAUCAUCGGGCUCCCCUUCCUCACCACGCAGAACGUGCUCUCCUAUUGGCCAUUUGGCACCUUCCUGUGCCGCGUGGUCAUGACAGCAGACUGCAUGAACCAGUUCACGUCCAUUUUCUGCCUGACGGUAAUGUCCAUCGACCGUUAUCUGGCUGUGGUUCAUCCAAUCCGCAGCACCAAGUGGAGGCACCCCCGCGUGGCCAAGGUGGUGAGCGCAGCCGUGUGGGCCGUGUCCUUUGUGGUGGUCCUGCCUGUGUUCAUCUUCUCUGAUGUUCAGGACACAUUUAACUCCUGCAACAUGAACUGGCCAGAGCCAAAGAACGCGUGGUCAACAGCCUUCAUCCUCUACACUGCCACAGUGGGCUUCUUUGGACCCCUGCUCAUCAUUUGCUUCUGCUACCUGCUUAUCAUUAUCAAGAUUAAGUCAUCAGGGGUGCGGGCGGGCUUCACCAAGCGCCGGCGUUCUGAGCGCAAGGUGACGCGGAUGGUGGUGGUUAUCGUGGUGGUGUUUGUGCUCUGCUGGCUGCCGUUCUUCAUCAUCAACAUAGUCAAUCUGGUGGCCAUCAUCCCAGAGUCCAGCCUCAGUGCCGGCAUCUAUUUCUUCGCUGUCAGCCUGACCUACGCCAACUCCUGUGCCAACCCGGUGCUCUACGGCUUCCUGUCAGACAACUUCAGGCAGAGCUUCAGAAAGGUUCUGAGCGUGGGGACUGUGCGGUGCAAGACCAACGGUGUGGAUGACAGCGACCCCAGUGCUCCUCGCACGGAGAAAACCGCGUCACACGACUGCGUCCUUUUCUCCCAACGAAACCAGGCCUACCACGACCCCCAGAGCAGCCAGAUCUCUCCUCACCCUCCAGGCUCGCCCACCUCCCACACAGCAGCAGACCUGCACCGCUCCACCCCAACACCUCAACCUUUCUCCUGCUGCCCAGGAGUCGGACCCCCCACCACCCCGGUAGACUCCACAGCGGCCUCCAUGGUAACCCCGGCUGAUCUUCCCACCGUCACUGCCCUGACCUCCCCCACCUCUCCCGCAUCCAUAGCUCCUCCGGAACAGUAG